This is a messenger RNA of Microtus oregoni (creeping vole), 373 nucleotides long. Its product is annotated as high mobility group protein HMG-I/HMG-Y-like. The transcript has a single exon. Gene Ontology annotation, cellular component: nucleus; chromatin. NCBI's taxonomy places the organism in Eukaryota, Metazoa, Chordata, Mammalia, Rodentia, Cricetidae. Gene Ontology annotation, molecular function: transcription coregulator activity; DNA binding. Gene Ontology annotation, biological process: regulation of DNA-templated transcription. Bases 1 to 291 code for a protein of 96 amino acids. The record is from RefSeq and is a predicted model, not a curated record.
AUGAGCGAGUACAGCUCAAAGUCCAGCCAGCCCCUGGCCUCCAAGCAGGAGAAGGACGGGACUGAGAAGCGAGGCCGGGGCAGGCCGCACAAGCAGCCUCCGAAGGAGCCCAGUGAAGUGCCAACACCCAGGAGACCUCGGGGCCGACCAAAGGGAAGCAAAAAUAAGGGUGCCGCGAAGACACGGAAAACGGCUGCAGCUCCAGGGAGGAAACCGAGGGGCAGACCCAAGAAACUGGAGAAGGAGGAAGAGGAGGGCAUCUCCCAGGAGUCCUCGGAGGAGGAGCAGUGACCACGCGCAGUGCCACCUGCUUCUUGGCCACCACAGGAGCAGCUUCCCCUGGGACCGGAAGCCCUGCUUCCAGCCCCCUCCC